Leguminivora glycinivorella is the source of this 7681-nucleotide messenger RNA. RefSeq names its product S phase cyclin A-associated protein in the endoplasmic reticulum (gene ssp3). Lineage: Eukaryota; Metazoa; Arthropoda; Insecta; Lepidoptera; Tortricidae. The record is from RefSeq and is a predicted model, not a curated record. The transcript is spliced from 21 exons. Bases 224 to 5989 code for a protein of 1921 amino acids.
GUUAUGAAAAUACCCAUCGUUUUUGGUAAUUCGAAUAAAAACUGGAAAUCUUUCAAGAAUCUGUGAUUCCUACUUUUAACUUAAUUACGUUUUUAUGAAUUAUAAUAUUAGCGUAAAGCUUCUAUGGAUAAGGAAGCCUUCCGUGCCCUUAAGCACGGAAAUUAUGAGCUUAGUAUUGCCUUUUUGUUUUCUUCGAUUAAACAGUGUUUCUUACUAGCUUAACAUGGAAGAAGUGAGGCAAUUGGUACAGGAAGAAGGCCGAGAAGCAAGGAACCUGGUAGCUUUUCAUGUAACUGUCGAUACACCCUCAGUGGCCCGUUUCGCCCGUAAGCCACCACGCUCUACUCUGCCGCCGCCUCGGCGCGCUCCGCCGCGCCCCGCCGCGUCGCGUCUCCGCUCGGCUUCAGCUGGGCGUGACAAGCGCUCUGAGCUGCGUGCGCGAUACUGGGCAUUGCUGUUCGGAGACCUGCAACGAGCGGUUGGAGAAAUUUACAAUACAGUUGAAGCUCACGAAAACCUAAAUGAGUGCCAAGAAGUAAUAUUAGUCUUAGAAAAUUAUACAAGGGACUUUAAAGCCUUAGGAGAGUGGUUUCGACUGAAAUGGGAGUACGAUAAUACUCCUCCUCCCCAAAGACCCCAGAGUUUAGCUUGGGAGAUACGAAAAACAGAUUUUGUCCGCCCAGAAUCAAGACGUGCUCAUUCUGUUAAAAGCUCUCCAUCUGUGUCAGGAAAAAAUAGUCCUUGCCUUUCUGGACAUAAUACACCAAGUGGCAAACAUAGUCCCAAUCUUACUGGCAAAGCCAGUCCAGGUAGUGGCAAAAUUAGCCCUAGAGUUUCCUCAGGACAUGCAACUAGUCCUAAAGCUAAUAUUGAGUUCUUUAGCAAUAAAAUCGCAGCUUCUAAAGUUACUAAUACUAAAACUGAACCUAAACAGGAAACAAAACUAACAGACAUUAAAGAGAAAGACAUAAUCGACAUAGGAAAAAACGUUGAAAAACAAACGCCUGUCUUGAAUGUCCAAAAUGAAAAAGCGGAAAAACUGGAACCACUCGUAGUUGAGAUAGGAAAAGCUAAACAAUGUUCAAAUGUUUCACCUAAACCAGUGGUUGUAAAAUCAUCCAAAAAUAAAGUCGUUCCCGAUAGUGCCAAGAAAGUGCCUAGUAAAGAGUUGUCAACACAAGCAAAGGCAACUAAAGCUACGUUAGAUGCCAUGGAAAAUGAAUUUCUCAGCAAGCAGUUGGUAAAUAACGCAACUAAAAAUGAUAAUCUUAUUAACCAAGAAAUAGAUGCCCAAACAGAAAGAGAAGAAAUUGAUACUGUUAAAUCAAAUGUAGAAAAGGCGACUGUUAACGACAAAACCAAUGGUUUAGUCAACUCGGAGACAGUGAAAAAUAAUGAUGAAGAUGUUCACAAACAAUCAAUAAAUGUGGCGAUUACAAGAAGUCCAACACUAAUAGACUCCGAAAAUGAAGUUGCAGUCGAUGUUACCACUGAUAACGAAUCUCCAACUAAAUCAGAAGAUAAUUUUGCUGAUAUAUCUAAUGAAAGUUCAACAAAGUCAAUUGGAGAGAAGCAUGAUAAAGCUGACGAGCUAGCUAAAAAAGAGGUAAUUAAAAAAGAUGAACUGGUGUCUAACCCAAGCGGGAUAGAAAAUAAGACAUUAAAUGACCAGGAUGCUAUAAAUGCUAUAGAGGUUGAAACAAAACCUAGUGAUGAAGUCUCUAAAGACAGUCCAGAAGUGAAAGAUGCUGUACACAAUAAAGACGAUCUUAAGGAUGAUAAGGAUUUUAAAAAACCUGAUCCAAAAGUUGACACAAAACCGGUCAGACCAGCCUAUUCACAAGCAGCUGCUAAACCUAAGGCAACUACUACCAAAAUAGAAAUUAAAACGCCUGCAAGAUCCGUGCCUUUAGCUAGAAGUAAAACUGUUGUAGAAAUUAGACCAAAUACAGCUUCUAAAACACAAAAAAUAUGUCCAAAGAGAAAUCAAACGAGCAAGUGUAGCUAUCCAUUUAAUUUGACAACUGGUCGAACCAGUCUCUUCGAUGCUUCGUCCAAUGUCGUGAAUAAAAAUACCGUCCCCAGAAAAGUAGUGAAUAAGAAUGUUCAAAUGGGUUCAGGAGACUCGAAGUUUAAUCAGCCCAAGAUAGAAGUGAAAAAACGUCCUUUAAGGCCUACAAGUCUAAAAGUCAACGAAAAAUUAGAUAAAAAAGAAAAAUCUACUUCUGCACUUGAAAACAUUAAAGAUUGCGAGGAAUAUAGUAGUUCUGAUACAAUUGUUACUCAAAUUGAUAGAUCGCGUCUAGAAUCGAGUGAGAGCUUACGAACUCUAGUUCCUGACGAAUUAGAACUGAUUCACGAUGCAGCUAACUCAGUAGAAGUACUUAAUAUAGAUAGCAAUAAGAAUGACAAUGAUGGUUGGCUCACUGUCAAAUCUAGGCGUUUGAGUCGCGAGUCAAAGAAACAUUCUAAAUCACAUUGGUCUAAUAGAUUCCAUCAACCUUCUGCGACUACCAGCCUGCCUACAUUAAACAUGAUAGAGUCUCCUAAACAGGAAGUCAAGCCUAUAAUCAACACAACAGCUGCUAUUAAAGUAGACAGAGCAAAAUCUGAACAGCCUCAACCAGUCAAACCUGAAAAAGUUGUUACCGUAUCGUCUAAGAAUAGGGUUGACAGUAAAACCAAAACUAAUUUAGCUAUGAUUAGACAAAAAUCAGAUGUCACCGGCUUAAAGAGAUCAGCUCGAAGCAAAGCACUCUCCAAGAAAGCUGAAAAAGUCAAAGACACGCCCAAAGAUUCUGAAUCGUCUGAACUGACUAAAAACCGCCUGCAUUCCUCAUUAGAAAGCCUCACCACAGGCUUAGCCAGGUCCCAAGAGAGCACUGAAGAAGUGUUUGACUUUGACAAAUGGAAGGCAGAAUUCAGAUCUACUUUUAAGUACCUCGAUGAUGACGAUCAGAUGCCGAAUCACAACGAAAUAUUGAAAUCAGCUGAUCCAUCGGAGAUGUCUGAGAUCGCAGAGAUGACAUCUCAAAUCGAGGAAAAUGAGAAAAAGAUUAGUUGGGCGUUGGAUUUUCAAUCUGAUGUAGACCAGAGGAAAUUGUGCGAGGAAGAAGACCUGUUGAAUCGUCAGAUAAUGGAGCUACAGCAGGUAUCGGAUAUAGACUUGGAUACCGAGACAGAUGAUACUGAGACGGACGCGGAAAUCCUCUGCGAAGACGUACCAGCGUUGGCGGCGCCCGAGAAUCUGGGUGCACUGGCGGCCAGCCUGGAAGAUCAGUAUGAGACGGCCUUAGCCGGGAUGUCCUGGGCCGAGCGUGUUGACACGCUGGUCGUUUUAGAGGCGCUCGUCGCUAGAGAUCCAGGUCGAGCUCAGCAGCUACAUGCCAAACUCUCACAAGGAAUCAAAAGACGUGGCAGCUUUCAGGACGCGCUAAGACGGCUCCAAGCUAAACAAGCGCGCGCUGAACGGCAAAGAUUAGAAUACCAGACGGAGAGAGCUAAGAAAAUUCACCAACUACUAGCCAGAGUAGAAGAAGUUAAGGUAGCCAAGAAUCAGCUGAUUGAGGAGAAGCGUCUAAGAAUGGAGCGUCGAUUGCAAAAGGCGACAGAAAAUCGAGACCAACAUUUGAAAGAUAUCGUACGCAAAGCUCACGACGAAGAGGAGAAAUUGCGAGAGAUCGCAUUCAUCAAGCAACUCGAAGCGGAGAACAGAAGACACGAGUUCCUGGACCAAUGUCGGACGCACACCACUCGCCUCAGGCGUGUUAGGCGCGACCGACUUAAUAAACUGGAACAAAAAGCAGCACGCGAAGCUGCCGUGGGAGCAAGAAGGCAGGCCCUUGAAGCAGAGAGGCAGCGACACGUCCAAACCCUGUUGGAGCGUAGGAGAGAGCGAGAUAGACGCGUGGAUGGCCUGCGCGAGAUGAGACGGCAAGAGAGGGACAUCGCGGCCAGAGAGAAGGCUGAAGGUGUUAAGUCCCGCCUAUCAGCUUUAGCGGCCGCUGCAGAGUUGGAAGCAGAUGCCUUAAGGUCCAGGAUCAGAGACAAGCAAGAUGCCAGUCAGCAGAGGUUGGAGUCGCACUUGCAAGCUAUCAGGGAGAAGGCUACAGGGCCUAGACAACCGACGACAUCGGAGAGUCAGGACAACGAUCUAGAUGAAGCAGUCCGGUUGGAACAGGAGCGGAAAGAGAGGGACAAGAUAAAGGCGCUCAAAAAGAAGGCCAGGAAGGUCAAACAGAAGCUUCUAGCCUCCGGAAAUGACCAACCGGCCGACGACCUCCGCAUACCCAUCGACGCAUUCCUGUAUCCCGCCGUCAACAAAAUGUACAAAGUCUUCCAGCAAAUCAACAACAUCCUCUCCCCACUGGCCGGUGACAACGACCAACAGAAAACAGAAAAACGAGACACAAAUACUAAAGCUAAUGAAAAUGAUGUCAAACAAACUAAUAAGACAGGAGUUAAAGUCAAUGGGGAUGUCUCUAAAGAUGACAAAACAGUUGAAGAUAUCAAAGUAAACGGAGACGACGCUAACGAAGAAACCGUUGAAAAGAAGAAAUCUAAAAAGAAAAAGAACGCCGACAAACAAGAACCAUCAGAAAACAAUAACAAUAAUAACAUAAACGCAGAAGUAAUAGAAGUUAAAGAAGGUAAAAAGAGCAAAAAGAAGAAGAAGGAUGAGAAAGCGAAACUGAAGAAGACUGAGAGUAUUUGCAGCUCGCUCAGUGAUAUGAGCAAGGCCAGUGAUAAGAAUGAGAGGAGGAAUAAAGUGUCGCUAGACACAAUGCAUUUAGAGAGGUUGCUGAAUGAACUACACAGGAUGCUGGAGAAAUCGGAUAAGCAAGCACCAGACAGGGCCAUUUUCAAGAAACUGCACGGACUGAAGACGCUCGAACAGCUACUGGCCCUGGCGGCCGAGAGAGAAGACCUGGCUAAUCAAAUCACUUCCAAGUGCCUUUCCACGGCUGUGAUUAUAUCGACGCGCGGCGUCGCCACGGACCCGGAGAGUGCGCGGAACCUUCUGACUUCUAACGCCUCCGUUCAUGUCGUCAAGCUCCUGGCCAACCAAAUGGAGAAAGAUCUCUCCGAUUCUCGGGAGAUGGAGUUGGCGUGUCUCCUGCUGGACUGGUUGUCGGUGGCUCUAGACUCCGUGACGCAGAUCGUCUCCCCACCGGCCACUUGGGCGAGGGCCCAUAUGCUUGUCAGCUACCUUUGCUUGAGCGGUGUGGCUCGGCCAGACACCGUGGAAGAGGUCCGCGACGGGCUGCACACGCUGCUCACCGUCUGCUGCAUGCUGUGCAAGCCACGCGUGGAGGACGUCAACAAUAUUAACAAUAGUCCGGAGCGCUUGGCGGCGGCUCAAUCUCUACACGUAGCCCUGGGAAGAGGCUUGUGCGGGGCGCGCGCCGAUUUCUGCGCGCUGUUUAGUGGCGCGGAAGUGGUGGCUCGAGAUUUCGUGCGCGCCGCCAGAACCGGCCACUUGCUGCGGGUCAUGGCAGAGUUGGAUCAUCAGCUGGUGCAGGAGUCGUUCAUGGAAGGCGGGUGGGGGCUGGAGUUCCGCGCCGCCGUGCAGCGCCUGCUCACGCAGCACGCGCCCAGCGAGAAGGAGGCGCCCAGGACCAACACAACCGUGCAACAACCCAAGUUGGACGAGGCGCUGGCGGAAAAUAUGGUGAUUGAUCUGGUCGUUCUCAUCGGGUUCUUGGUCGUGAAUAAUCCACUGCUGCAGGAGACUGUGUGCUCGGGCUGGAGUGUGGUCCGCAUGCUGUGCACGCUGCCGGCCAACUGGCUGGUGUCGGGCGAGCACUCUGCCGCGCUGCUGCCCACGCUGGCCGCGCUGGCCGCGCACCCGCCGGCCGCCGCUGUCAUCCGCGCCGACCUCAGCCUGCAGAUGCUGCAAAACUACUUGGAGAGCGAAGAUGCUCAGAAACUGAAGCUAGUCCACCUCAUCAAGCAGGGUCGCGCCAAGAAACCGCCUGGUAAGAAAUAAACGAGCACAUUACUGCGUACGUAUCCACGCAUUCGCUUCAUCUAGUAGGGCGUCUGUGUAUGUUUAGGUAGCACGCGGGUUAUGAGUCCAAAUACGAUUGUCUUGAUUUCAAUCCGCUUUCUCCUAUGAAAUACUUUUGUCGUACCAUAGUAUCUAAUACUAGGAGCAGUUUUAUUGGCCAAUGAAAUCUUUACUGUGCAGCAGGCUUGCCAGUGUCAAAUUAAAAGGAAAAUAUUCGUAGCUAAGAAACGAUUGGAUCACUUCAUGGAGGAUCAAAUAAAAAAAAAUGUUAAACCAAACUCUGCUGUAUGAAUUUGAAUCAAUAAUGCCGAAAAGAAAAUGUGAGUGUGUUUAGUAAAACGUCCCUCUUUGUCGGUUACCGUUAAGGCGAGAUUUACAUGAAUAAACUGACACAGCGGCAUUAUAGCAAUCGACAAAGUGGCACGUUUUCCCGUGCACACUCACAAAUAACACUUAUUGUUAUAUGAAAUCUAAUUUAGACUCUAAUUCGAAGUACUUACGUACUUACAAAAUUGCAAAAUCGCAUGUGCGACUUCAUUAUUAGCUCGAUUUUCAUUUUAAAAUUGUAUAUGGGGUCUUAAGCUCGUGUGCGCAUUAAAUUAGUCGAACGACACUUCUUAAAAAACUGUUAGUUCUGCAGCUGCCGAAUGAACGAAAGUUAAUGAUUACACCUUCCAAGAUAUACCGACUAUCUUAUGUAUCUACUUGUAAAAAGGACUACGUCUGUUCUUUAACUGGAGUAAAACUGAACUCUUUGGCGUCGUUAAAACACAUUUUCUAUAGAUCUUUGUGCCUACCUUGUAUUUACCUAUCAGAUAAUGUUUUUGGUUGUAGAUUUUUAACAUUUAGUGCCAAAUAUAAUUGAGUAUUUCGCUGAGCACAAAGUAAGGUUGUUAAUCGUCAAGAUGUAUGUAAUGCUUGCAUUUAGCCAUUACCAUUAAUUACUGUAAAAUCUAAAGUAUGUAUUCUUCGAGUCUGGUAAAAUGUCAGUACUAUGUCAGUAUGUUGUACUGUCAGGUUAUGUUACUGAAUCUAAUGAAUAUCUAGCUAGAAUCCUAAAGAACUGCAAUUUCCACAUUACCUUUAUUUUGUUGUGACAAUAUACCUACUUGUUUCAUCUCAUAGUACCUCUUUUACCGUAUUAUUAUCAUAUGAGAAACAUUUUUAUACUAUUACUUUGUAUGAUUAUACUAAAACUGUAACGUUUAACCUGAUAAUGAGUGGACUCAUAUAACUACAACGUAAUUUGUAUUUCACAGCAAUUUAAUAUAGUUUUUACGCUAACGGCAAAAAAACCACUAGCCUAGCUAGUAUUAUAAAUAUUUAUUUUCGAUAUCCGUAGUUGUGUAGGUAAUUUAAAAAGGUCAUUAAAUACUAAUAAGUAUGCUGUACUCUCCCAGGGUUUCACUUAGUCGCUGCUCUUAUUCUUUCUCUUGGGUCAAAAUCAAGAAUAUAAAAAUGAUCUGUUAAGCUAUCAACGACUGACAUAGAAUUAUAGCAAAUUAUAACUUUUGUACCGUAGUAGAGCAAAGAACUUAUGAACUGUACGAAAUAAAUUACAGCCCUUUUUUCGAUUAUGGCUUGAAUAAUAUAUAAAAAAGGUAUGCCUGAAUAAUACCUAUACAUGGCCAUAAGAUUUCUAGACGUCAUUAGAAUUCACGUGUCAAUUUA